UUCUACUCCGGCUCCUAGUCUGCUAGUGCCCGCCUCAACGUCUGCUAGGUAGUGGGAUCUCUUCCAUUUUCGGCGUCCGAGUCUCCCGCGCCGCCGCUCAGGCCUCCGGACCCUUCGGAAGAGGUUCUGACUUGGCGCCCUAGCCCUGCUGUGGGCCCCGACGUCCCGGACCGCCGCAUCCUUUCUGCCGCCUUGGGUGCGUUGGGGUCUCCCGGGUUCGUGAAGCAAGGCCGCACUGUUUCAGGUUGUUUUCCUCUGGGGCACUUGCUCUAGUGAGGCGACCUCUGCGGUUUUUCCGGCCUCCUUGACGUGUGUUGGUUUCCUGCCGCUGUGGCCCCUCCAGCCCUUCUCCAGUUCCGGGUUCCAGUUUCUCUCCUUUCAGGCCUUCCCUGGGUUUAUGAAACUGUCGAGCUUUCCCCGCAGGGGCAGAGAACGUGAAGGGCGGGCUGGGAGUGGAGGACAACGCACGAAAGAUCUUUUGGAAAAUAUUGAAGAUUAUAAAAUUUAGAUGACCAAAAUGGAUAUCCGGGGUGCUGUAGAUGCUGCUGUUCCAACCAACAUUAUUGCUGCCAAGGCUGCAGAAGUCCGUGCAAACAAAGUGAACUGGCAGUCCUAUCUUCAGGGACAGAUGAUUUCUGCUGAAGAUUGUGAAUUCAUUCAAAGGUUUGAAAUGAAAAGAAGUCCUGAGGAGAAGCAAGAGAUGCUUCAAACUGAAGGCAGUCAGUGUGCUAAAACAUUUAUAAAUCUGAUGACUCAUAUCUCCAAAGAACAGACAGUUCAGUACAUACUAACUAUGGUUGAUGAUAUGUUGCAGGAAAAUCAUCAGCGUGUUAGUAUUUUCUUUGACUAUGCUAAACGGAGUAAGAACACUGCCUGGUCCUAUUUUCUGCCAAUGUUAAAUCGCCAGGAUCUCUUUACUGUUCACAUGGCAGCAAGAAUUAUCGCCAAGUUAGCAGCUUGGGGAAAAGAAUUGAUGGAAGGCAGUGACUUAAAUUAUUAUUUCAAUUGGAUAAAAACUCAGCUGAGUUCACAGAAACUGCGUGGUAGCGGUGUUGCUGUUGAAACAGGAACAGUCUCUUCAAGUGAUAGCUCUCAGUAUGUACAGUGUGUUGCUGGGUGUCUGCAGCUGAUGCUUCGGGUCAAUGAGUACCGCUUUGCCUGGGUAGAAGCAGAUGGGGUAAACUGCAUAAUGGGAGUUUUGAGUAACAAAUGUGGCUUUCAACUCCAGUAUCAAAUGAUUUUUUCAAUAUGGCUUCUGGCAUUCAGUCCUCAAAUGUGUGAAUACCUGCGGCGCUAUAAUAUCAUUCCUGUUCUGUCUGAUAUCCUUCAAGAAUCUGUCAAAGAGAAAGUGACAAGAAUCAUUCUUGCAGCAUUCCGAAACUUUUUAGAAAAAUCAACCGAAAGAGAAACUCGCCAAGAAUAUGCUCUGGCUAUGAUUCAGUGCAAAGUUCUGAAACAGUUGGAAAACUUGGAACAGCAAAAGUACGAUGAUGAAGAUAUCAGUGAAGAUAUAAAAUUUCUUUUGGAAAAACUUGGUGAAAGUGUUCAGGAUCUUAGCUCAUUUGAUGAGUACAGUUCAGAACUUAAAUCUGGAAGAUUGGAAUGGAGCCCUGUACACAAAUCUGAGAAAUUUUGGAGAGAAAAUGCUGUGAGGUUAAAUGAGAAGAAUUAUGAGCUCUUGAAAAUUUUGACAAAACUUCUGGAGGUAUCAGAUGAUCCACAAGUCUUAGCUGUUGCUGCUCAUGAUGUUGGAGAAUAUGUGCGGCAUUAUCCAAGAGGAAAACGGGUUAUUGAACAGCUUGGUGGGAAGCAACUGGUGAUGAACCAUAUGCACCACGAAGACCAGCAGGUUCGUUACAACGCUCUUCUGGCUGUGCAGAAACUCAUGGUGCACAACUGGGAAUAUCUUGGUAAACAGCUCCAAUCUGAGCAACCUCAGACUGCUGCUGCCCGAAGCUGAAGUGUGCCCUCCAGCCUUCCCAUUUCACCCGUGACACAGCACCUGGAGUGUGAAUCUCAGUAAUUAAAUGAAUUGUCAUUUUGUUUGUAACUUUCUUCUGUUGCAUAGCUUUCCCACUGCUGAUUUCUGGUAAAAGUGUUUGCCCAUUAACUUGUAUAAAAGAGUAGGUGCUUUCUGUCUCUAAGAAAAAUAUUAGUGUUACAUAUAUUGCCUGUAUUUCUAUAUUUAUUCUCUGGAAAUGAAUAUGGUUAUUAAAGGAUUCUCACUCCAA
Messenger RNA from Phyllostomus hastatus (greater spear-nosed bat), 2231 nucleotides. RefSeq names its product ATPase H+ transporting V1 subunit H (gene ATP6V1H). The transcript has 14 exons. Gene Ontology annotation, molecular function: proton-transporting ATPase activity, rotational mechanism. Bases 509 to 1960 code for a protein of 483 amino acids. Gene Ontology annotation, biological process: proton transmembrane transport. Gene Ontology annotation, cellular component: lysosomal membrane; vacuolar proton-transporting V-type ATPase, V1 domain. NCBI's taxonomy places the organism in Eukaryota, Metazoa, Chordata, Mammalia, Chiroptera, Phyllostomidae. The record is from RefSeq and is a predicted model, not a curated record.